AUGGGUCUCGAAAAGCUCUUCGCUGUCGCAGCGCCUAAGAAAGGAUCAUCGAGAUCAUCGUCGAAUCAAACGUCUAUAGCACCGAUGCAUCUCGAGCAAAUCUUUCGAUUUCCUGGAGUCUUGACCGAAGUUUCGAGCGUUGUCAAGAAUCUAUCAGAAGGUUACACAACAUAUCAAAAUGGGGCAGCGCUUAGGAAUCAGCUGGAAUCCGUUGUGCCGGAGGUGCAAACAUUUGCUUCAGGAAUGAACCGAUAUUUGAAGAACAAGAACUGGUUGGAUUUGUUUCAAACCUUCCUGGUGGGGGCGAAUGUUGUCGCUGCUUUCAUGGAAGUACUGCAGGGUUCGUCGGGUCUUGAAGAAAUCGGGUUAAAAAUUUAUGGCGAACUCGAAGCACAGACAGGACUUGCUGCCCCUGACAAAUUCGCGAAGCAUGUUGACAAGUAUAUCCGGAAAGAGGCAGCGAGUGUCUAUGGUGGUGAUGAGGAGCAUCUCUAUUUUCUUUAUCACCCAGAUACAGAUUGGCACGGCGAGUUCCACGACAUCGUUCAAAAUAAACCGGUGCCAAGUAAUUUUGUCGGCAUGUCCGAGAAUCUUCACGCCCUGUGUACUUGGAUGUUAUUUAUGCGGAAACGACUUGAGAGAUCAAGGAUUAAUGCACGUUUUCAUCUCCUGAUCCCUGCGUAUAGACCCAUGGUUGUUAGAACGGCUUUCGUCUUUCCAGAAGAACUCUACCCUUUGACCGUCCGUGGACAUAUUCAUAACUCGAAAGAAUAUGUCUGGUUAAAUCUCCCUACGAUGAAAGAUGUUCCUUCCGACUUGUUCGAAAUGUCAAAUGUGGGCAAUAUUGCUGCUUUACCAAAGCCACCGGCACUAUGGCAGCAUGCUUUAACCUGGGUAGGGAGUAUGGUAAUGCCGAGAAAAGAGCCACCCCCAAUAGUUCUUGGAAGGGGAAACGUUAGUCCUAAUGCUCCUAUCUCAUUGGAAGAUAAUGAAGACGAGAAACUCGAAGCUCCAGAGGAUAUCCACAUUCAACCUGAAACACGACAGAUAGUGAGAGGUGAGAAGAGACGAAAGCACCGAAGUUCACGACCGAAGGGCGACUUCAAACAAUAUUGA
This is a messenger RNA of Botrytis byssoidea, 1116 nucleotides long. RefSeq lists its product as uncharacterized. Lineage: Eukaryota; Fungi; Ascomycota; Leotiomycetes; Helotiales; Sclerotiniaceae. Bases 1 to 1116 code for a protein of 371 amino acids. The record is from RefSeq and is a predicted model, not a curated record. The transcript has a single exon.